Molecule: messenger RNA, 714 nt
Organism: Neospora caninum
Lineage: Eukaryota; Apicomplexa; Conoidasida; Eucoccidiorida; Sarcocystidae
Exons: 11
Coding region: 1-714 (237 amino acids)
Biological process (GO): protein O-linked glycosylation via mannose; GPI anchor biosynthetic process
Cellular component (GO): endoplasmic reticulum membrane
Molecular function (GO): dolichyl-phosphate beta-D-mannosyltransferase activity
Source: RefSeq, a predicted model, not a curated record
AUGACGCGCUAUUCCGUGAUCUUGCCGGCCUACAACGAGCGAGAAAACAUCCCCUACAUGGUGUGGAUGCUCGUGGACACAUUCAAAAAAAGCAAUCUAGAUUUCGAGAUUGUCCUGGUUGACGACAACAGCCCGGAUGGAACAGCCGCUGCCUACAUCGAGCUCCAAAAAAUUUUCCGAGGAGAGAGACUGUUGCUGCUGGAGAGACCAGGGAAGCUCGGACUGGGCUCGGCUUAUGUCGACGGCCUUAAAAAGACGACGGGCGAUUUCAUCAUCCUGAUGGACGCAGACUUUUCUCACCAUCCGAAAUUCAUUCCCGAGUUCAUCAAAAAGCAGAAGGAAGGUGAUUUCGAUGUCGUGACCGGGUCGCGCUACAUUAAAGGAGGCGGCGUUUGCGGAUGGGAUGCGAAACGGAUCAUCAUCAGUCGAGGCGCGAAUUUUCUUGCCCAGACGCUGUUGAACCCGCGAGUGUCUGACCUUACUGGAUCCUUCAGACUGUUUAAGCGGAAGGCACUCGAAGACAUCAUGACCCGCAUCGUCAGCAAAGGCUACGUUUUCCAAAUGGAAGUCGCGGUGAGAGCGAGGCAGCUCGGCUACACCAUCGGCGAGGUGCCCAUCACCUUCGUCGACCGCAUAUACGGCGAAUCGAAACUCGGCGGUAACGAAAUCUGGCUGUAUCUGAAGGGUCUUUUGACGCUCUUCUGGACGAUCUAG